This is a messenger RNA of Chenopodium quinoa (quinoa), 3773 nucleotides long. Its product is annotated as golgin candidate 1-like. Bases 2878 to 3309 code for a protein of 143 amino acids. Gene Ontology annotation, cellular component: Golgi membrane; Golgi cisterna. The record is from RefSeq and is a predicted model, not a curated record. NCBI's taxonomy places the organism in Eukaryota, Viridiplantae, Streptophyta, Magnoliopsida, Caryophyllales, Amaranthaceae. The transcript has 7 exons. Gene Ontology annotation, biological process: Golgi organization; retrograde transport, vesicle recycling within Golgi.
UGCAAGUUGUAAGACAUCAUGCAUUUUCUUUGAUUCAGUGCUACCCUUUUGUCUCAAAUAGUGACAUUAAUAGGUAAGCUACUUUCUUUGAUUGAUUUUUUAUUAUCUUGAAUUUCUGGAAAUUGAAUUCAGUUUAAGUUAAUGCAUGGUUAAACGAUACAAUUAAGUAUUUCUUUGCUUUUUACAUAAUUGAAUUGAAUGGAUUGAAGUCAAUUCACCUUGUAUUAAUUUUGUGCAAUAUGGUUGUCGGCUUUGAGUAUAUUCUGUUGCCUUGUUGCUUGUGUCAGCUAUGUGAGGCAUGUGAAACUUCUGUUUCAUAUGCAUGUGUAUGCUGAAAUCCCCUGCAAGGUUGUACUACUUUAUAAGGUUUUUUUUAUUCUGCUUAAGGUGUAGUAAAGAUUCACUAAGAUUUAGGCCAUUAUUAUAGUGUCAAUAAGAUGUUGACUAUGACCUUAUACAAAUCUUGAUUCAACCCCAAAUUCUGACAAACAUGUCUGAAUUUAGGGUCUUGAACAAGACCGUUCUACCCGAAAUCGAAUAUGCAACAUGAUGUAACUGAAAGAUAUUGGAUCCUUAAUUUCAACCAGAAACUGAACGAACCCAGAUUAAUAAUUUAUGUUGAUGCAAUUAUGAGCUUGAAGCUUGGGGGUUACUCUAAGGCCUUAUUAUUUUCCCUUUUUAAAAACGUGUUUCAGGAAAGAUAUGCUCAAAUAAGGGUCAAGAAGUUCGGGACCUGUGAAACCAUUCAUACAUAUGUUAUUUCCUGAUAUUAUUAUAUUGUUAUUCACCUGCAAGAUGGGAUUUGCUGAAGCGAGUUAAUACCCACACACCCAAAAAGUUUGUGGGAAUAUUUUGAAACAGAACUUAAAUAGCUUUCCAGUUCAUGUGUACACUGUCAGACGGCUGGCAUAUGCACUCAUUGCAUGCACCUAUUGCUAAUGUUUGUGCUUAGGUGCUCAUGCUGGCAUAAUAUGCCAUUUCUGUUCCACAUAAUGAUACUUGGAAAGUGACACCUUGACAACACCAACAACACUUAGGAUGUAGGGAUCUUGCUAAUGCAUAGCACCCUAUCACCGUGGUUGGAAUUUUUGAAACGGGCCAUUUUGAUCCUUGAUGAUUUCUGGGUCUAAAGAUUCUGUAGGGGGUGCUGGAAGUAUGCCUCAUUCAUGUGGGGCAUUCUAAGACCAACUUGGGCAAUGCUGUAGUAGGGUGGACUUGUGUCUAGUGGUCAUCUUGGGUUGCAAAUUGCUGCUGUGACCAAGAUAUGUAUUGGUGAGAUUAUACCAACAUGCCUAGGCCAAAGGCUAUCAGUCAUGACUUACAACUUUCCAAGGUGGAAAACUCAGAGUGGGGCACACAUGGGUUUCUUAUGGUGACCUUACUUUUCAAUGACCUAGGAGGGCUUCACAUGUGAAAUUACAAAUAUCUCAAGGCCGUGAAGCACCCCGAGUCCUGGACCUAGGGUAAAUAGAAUCACAAAACACUGGACAAGGUGCUUCCCAGGCCGGCAUAGGUUCUAAUUAGAAUGGCCUUCAGGAACCUAAACCUGGCCAGAGCUUGUAACUUGGGGCCAUGGUGCACCCUAAACCAAGGACAUAAAAUCGCAAAGCAUUGUAGUUGAGGUGUCCUUAAGGUUUGCCGCGUUGCAAUGGUCUUAGCUCGGGAAGUGAGCUCUGGUAAAUCGUGAAAACAUCUAAUAAAUUCUGUGUGGGAAUUGAUCUGUGAAACUGAGAGGCUGUAAAUUUUUUUGUAACAAUUUAACUUUUUUCUUUUUAUUUUUCCAAAUAAAGUUCUUAUCUUUCCAAAUAAAGUUAAUUUUAUUAUCGAGCUAAAAGUACAGAUUGCAGCACCUACAACUCCUCAAAUCACUUUACAAGUUCAAAAAAAAGUUUGCAUGAAAGCACCCCCUACCUUCUAGGUCCGAGGUUAAUCACUCAUCAUUUGCAACACUAUCAUGUUCUCUUUUGCGCUACAUGCUAAACAAAAACAAAUUUUAUUUUAUACACAAUUAUGCGAAGUACUACUCUUGCAUUUCUGAUAAGAAAUCAGAUAAUUUCUCCGCAGUUAGAUCAAAUAUAGGGUAAUAAGAAAGGCCAUAUAGUAUCUUUCUAUGGUGAUGUCUCCUCCUAUCCUUAAUAAUAUUAUGAUCAUGCUCAUCUUUCAAAAUAAGCCCCUCUUUGAUAAGCAAUUUUUGAAACACUUGACUCCAUAUACUACUUGAGAAAGCAUCUAAAAAUAAAAUGCUGAGCAGUCCCAAACACUAUGACAUAAUACAAAAGUAGCCUGAUUCUGAAGGUUCUAUGUGCUUGAAUUGACAAGUGCCAAUGAGCUGCAGUGCUAAAAUCAUUUCUGUUUUGUGCAUAACAUUCUUAUAUUACUUUUAAGUUUUAACGUAUUAUGUUAUUUUGUGUACCACUUGAAAGUUGUCAAUACAAUGUUCACCAUAACCUACUUAUAUUGGAAACACUAUGGGGGUAUUCGAGGUUUUCUAUGUUAUCGGAAACGAAGGAUGUAGGUAUUUAAUUACUUAACAACUUACAGGUUGGGAAAGGAUUCCUGCCAAUUUCUCACCUUCCUUGCCUUGUUGGUGGCUACGUAGUUCAUGUGACUUAUGCAGCAGCAUGAAAUUUCUUCUCUGGCUUAUCUUUGUGGUUCAAAAAUCCUACAUCCACACUUCAUUUAAACUUUGGUUAUAUUUCUUUUCAGGUUUGUGCUGGACUUUCAUCCCGUCUUCUAGAAUACAAGUCUGAAAAUGCUCAGUUAGAGGAGCUUCUUACAUCUGAAAGGGAGCUUAGUAAAUCAUCUGAGAGUCGCAUAAAACAAUUGCAGCAGGAGUUAUCUGCUGCCAAAACAGAAGUAAACAAAGUUGAGUCAAACAUGGCUGAAGCAUUAGCCGCAAAAAAUUCUGAAAUUAAGACACUUGUCAGUUCUGUUGAGGCUCUGAAGAAGCAGGCUGCUUUGUCUGAAGGGAAUUUGGCAUCUUUGCAGGAAAAUAUGGAAACUUUAAUGAGAAACAGGGAGCUUACAGAAACACGGAUGAUGCAAGCCCUAAAGGAGGAGCUUGCCCUGGCUGAAAGACGGGCAGAAGAAGAGUGUGCAGCUCAUAAUGCCAACAAAAAGGCUGCAAUGGAGAGGGAAGUAAAGUUGGAACACCGAGCUGUUGACGCAUCUACUGGCCUUGCUAGACUGCAGGUAUGGUACUUAAGCAGCUUAAUAUGCCCCAACUUCAAGUAUCUCUUUCAGAUGAAAAUGGGGAUCUUGAGAAAAUCAGGAAACUCUAGGAUAUUCUACCUGCUGGUUACAGUAUAGGGAAACCAGAACCAUUGUUCAAGGAACUGAAAGAUGAGGAAGUGAAAAUUUUAUCGCGAUAAGUUUGCUGGAAGUCAAGCGGACAGGGCUCUGAAAGCUGCUGCAGAAAAGACUGUUGAGCAGGUGAAAAAAACAAAAAUAUCAGGUCUGGAUUCUAAGGAAUUUGGCCAAUUUUCUUAGUAAAUUAUCUUUCACAUUCUUUUUUAUUGUAAGCCUGUACGUAGCAGUGUAGACUAAUCAAUGUUCAGUAGGACUAUAGGAUUGCGUGCUUUGAGCUUUCAUCGGGUAAGGGUGUUAGGUGGAUAUGAAUGUGCUUCAUUAGAGCAAUGUUGCCAAGGUAGUAUGUUGGUAUUAAAAACAGAAGGUUACAGCAACAGUAGCACCUAGUAUAGAAUUUUAUUUUUUUUAUUUUUUUGGACGAAAAUUGUAAUAUUAUAGUCUUUUUUAAUGAAAAUAUGUAACUU